GGAGGUGGCCACCGAACAUCCGGGCGCGCCUGCGGCGGGCUGCGCGCUGCAUAAUUUGAUGGCGGGCCGGACGUAGUUCUGGGUCGGCAGCGGUUGGGCGCUGUUGAGUGUCUCGGGGGAGGAGGGCAAGGCGGACGGCCCCUCCCACUCUGCCUUUUCUCGAGUGUCCUGACCCCGGGCUUGGCAGCCGGCGCCUGGCCUCCGGGGUGUGCGCAGCGACCCUGGGAACCGACUGUGGUGCGUAAGGACCGCAGCGGACCUGCGGGCGCCAUGCGCGCCCUCCCCGGCCUCAUGCGGCCCCGGGCGCCGCUCCUGCCGCUGCUCCUCCUGUGUCUUCUCGCUGCAGCGCGCCCGAGCUUGGCGGACGGCCAUCCCUCAGCUUCACCUUUUACAACUCCACCUGUCCGUGAAGAAACGAUGACAAAAUAUUCUAACCUUUCUUUGGAGAGUCAUAACAUAUCACUGACUGCUUCACCUUUUACAACUCCACCUGUCCGUGAAGAAACAAUGGCAAAAUAUUCUAACCUUUCUUUGGAGAGUCAUAACAUAUCACUGACUGAACAUUCUAAUAUGCCAGUAGAAAAAAAUAUCACUUUAGAAAGACCUUCUAAUAUAAAACUCAUCUGCCAAUUCACAACAUCUGGAGAUUUGAAUUCAGUAAAUGUAACUUGGAGAAAAGAUGAUGAAAUACUUGAGACUAAUUAUCUUAAUGCAACAGGAAGCAUCCUGUAUACCCAAUACAUGUUCACCAUCGUCAAUAGCAAACAAAUGGGAAGUUAUUCUUGUGUCUUUGAAGAGAAAAAGGAACAAAGGGGCACAUUUAAUUUCAAAGUCCCUGAACUUCAUGGAAAAAACAAACCAUUGAUCAAUUAUGUGGGGGAUUCAGUUGUCUUGAAGUGUAAAUGUCAAGAUUGUUUUCCUUUAAAUUGGACUUGGUACAGUAGUAAUGGGAGUGUACAGGUUCCUGUUGAUGUUCAAAUGAAUGAUAAGUAUGUGAUCAAUGGAAAAAAUGCUAAUGAAACAAGGCUCAAGAUAAUGCAACUUUCAGAAGAAGAUCGGGGGUCUUACUGGUGCCAUGCAAUAUUCCAAUUAGGGGAGAGUGAAGAACACAUUGAACUUGUCGUGCUGAGUUAUUUUGUGCCCCUCAAAGCAUUUCUUGCAAUAGCUGCUGAGGUGGUUCUUUUAGUGGCUAUUAUUCUGCUUUGUGAAAUGUACACCCAAAAGAAAAAGGAGCACUCAGAUGAUGGGAAAGAAUUUGAACAAAUUGAACAGCUGAAAUUAGAUGACAGCAAUGGUAUAGAAAAUAAUGCUCCCAGGCACAGAAAAAAUGAAGCUGUGGGCCAAUGAAUGAGAAGCAUCAUGUCAAGAGUCAUGGGAAGAUGCACAAAGAGUUUAGAUUUCAGCUUUGCUUAUGGCUUCCUGUUAAGAACACCCGAGUUUCUAUUUUUAAAAGGAUGAAAAUUUUAUGCAAAAUGCUCAGCAGCAGCUUUGUAAAUAAUAUAUGCUAUUUCAGAUCUAAAGAUAUAUUUUCAUUCUGUAAUUAUUUUGCAUUAAAGCAAGGUAAAUUGUAUUAAAUAUGUUCUAUGAGCUGUAACCCAGGAUAAUUCAUUACAUUUUGGUCCUUAAGGGACACAAAGAACAGACACCAGCAAAACCAAAUAGUACAUAGAGCCAGUGUCACUCAAGACCUGCUUAUAACCAAAGAAUCUAUUAAAGACAAAGCCUUUGCCAUUUCUCUUAAAACGUCUUUUGCCCCAAUCAUGUUUACUAUGUAUAGAAGUAUUUGUAUUAAUUUUCAUGUAAAGUCAAUCCUUCAGUCAUAUUGAAAAAAAGUCUCCUCAAUGGGAAAUAAGUACCUUUUGCCUUUGUUAAUGAUGGUUACUCUACAAUCUCCACCAAAAAAACCCAUGCUUUUCCUCCAAAAAUAUUGGUUUAAGGCAAGGAAAUAAAACCAUACACUUGCCCCAAUAUCCAUCACUCCAAACCAGAUUUUUCAGUCUUAUUCCAGUCAUCUCCACUGUUUUUACACCAGGCUAAAGUGAUUAUUAGUCUUUAUAAAGAACAUUUUUUUUUAAAGCCACUGGUUUUGGCUGUCUUGAGUUACAGCAAGUGUUGACAUUGCAGGGUACAGGUCCACACAGUCACAGGUGAGCACUGUUACAGAACGUGCUUCUGUAGUUCUUGGUUUCCUGGUAUCCAUGGCUGGCUAAAUAUCUAAAAAUGCAUUAUUAGUGCUUUAUAAUACUAAUGCUUUUGUCUGAAAUCAAGAAGUACUAAAGUACUAAGGUACAAAAAUAGAAUACUUUGUUUCUAUUGCAUAUAUAACUGAAUUAUUUUAUAAAAAUCACUGUAACCAAACCCAGUGGAAUCUGAAUAGACAGGAAAAGUUGUCAAUGGCUCUGAAUGGUAAUAUAUUAAUAUCAUAUAGCACAAUACUAGGUUAGGUUGAAUAUUGUGUGAAACCUGCUGGGGAUCCUUGGUGCUGGUGAGUCCACGGUCCCCCUGCUUGUGGUGCAGCAGAGUAAAGAACAGCCAUAGACAAAGAGGGAAGAGUUGGGGAUGGUGGCAAAGAACCCACAGUCUUGGUGACUAGGGGAUUAAAGCUGGAAAAAGAGAAGUUCAGUUGUUUGGAAAAAAAUAUAGAAAUUUAUACAUUGUUCUGGCUGAGAAAAUUAUAAUAAAAUUCUAGUAGUGAAAAUUAUACCUUAUAGGGCAUCUUAACUAAUGUUAAAAAUAUUACUGGUCUGAAUAAAGUGUGACUUGGAAGCUACUCAUUA
Molecule: messenger RNA, 2777 nt
Organism: Vicugna pacos (alpaca)
Lineage: Eukaryota; Metazoa; Chordata; Mammalia; Artiodactyla; Camelidae
Gene: EMB
Product: embigin
Biological process (GO): axon guidance; homophilic cell-cell adhesion; dendrite self-avoidance
Cellular component (GO): axon; plasma membrane
Molecular function (GO): cell-cell adhesion mediator activity
Source: RefSeq, a predicted model, not a curated record